This is a messenger RNA of Oryzias latipes (Japanese medaka), 3712 nucleotides long. It is a transcript of the gene armc9, whose product is annotated as armadillo repeat containing 9. Gene Ontology annotation, cellular component: centriole; ciliary basal body; ciliary tip. Lineage: Eukaryota; Metazoa; Chordata; Actinopteri; Beloniformes; Adrianichthyidae. Gene Ontology annotation, biological process: cilium assembly. The record is from RefSeq and is a predicted model, not a curated record. Gene Ontology annotation, molecular function: protein binding.
CGUUUAGCGUCCUCUGUGUGGACGGUUGCUAGCUAAUGUUAAGGCUGUUGUUUUUACCAUAAGCGUCAUUAUAUCGAAAAAAUAAUUACCAAUAUACAUUUUAAGCAUAAAUAAAAUAUUUAAUGAAACUUCUAAUGCGGAUUCUUACCAAGAAAAGAUGGUCAAACGAGACUGUUACCUGUUUUUUGUAAGUGCAAAGGAAUUUCAAACUGAGCCCCAAAUGACGGCCGGUAUUUUGACAGCUGUGGUCCACGGAUGAGUUCAACUAAGACAGCCAAGAUGGGAGACAUCUUGGCAACUGAAGCCGAUCUCCUUGGGAUGAUUAAAGAGUACCUGAAGUUUGGGGAAUUUGAAGAAACGGUUCAAAUUUUUGACAAAGAAUGUAAAAGCAAAGGCAAACUUGUCUCCAAGCCUCGAGGAAACGCUCUCAGAGACUCAAAGACUCGUGUCAUUCAGGAAGACCUUCUUAGCUCUUUUGACGAUGGAGACCACAAAGUUUUCUUUGAGCUGUGGAAAGAGAAUAUUCCUUCUGAGGUGAAAGAUUUAGAUGCUGAGACCCAGGGCUUGGAGUUCUACCUUCAUGUCCACUUCACCAUUUUCCCACUGAGGAGCCAUCCAGUUAGACAAGACCGUACGGAAUUUGAAGAGCGGAUUUCCCACUUCAAACAAUAUCUUGAAACUCGGGGAGCAGAGUUGAGCCAAAACGCAGAGUUUUUGCCCUACUAUGCUUUGCCUUUUGUUCCCUUCCCUGCUGUUCACCCUUCCUUCAAAGAUCUCUUUAAGGAUACCUGGAUUCAGCAGUUGAAGGGAAGACUGGACAAAUUCCUGACAAUGACACUAAAACCCUCCAAGACUCCAAGGCUGAUGACUUUAUAUAAAGAGGGCGGCAAAGUUACUAAAGACAUUAUACAGCAGCUACAGCUUCAGCUUGCUGAGUCGGACCGUCGCCUUUCCAGUUGCUUAAGGAAGUUUAACAAGAUGCAGGCAGACUACCACAAUCUGAUCGGAAUCACCGCCGAGCUGGUUGAUUCUUUGGAAGCCACAAUCAGUGGGAAAAUGAUCUCGCCUGAGUAUCUCCAGAGUGUGUAUGCUCGCCUUUUCAACAAUCAGAUGAGGCAGAGUAGUGAUUUCACAAGGCCUGGCACAGGAUAUUACUCUAUGAGUCCAUAUGAUGAUGGCUAUGCCUCUUCUAUGCUGCGGGCAUCCAUUGCACCUCCGAGACCAAAGGAAGUGCCAAUAUUGCCUUCUUUAGACUACGAGAAGCUAAAGAAAGACUUGAUUGAAGGUUCAGACAGACUGAAGACCCUCUUGCUUCAAGCACUGCGAUGGCGACUGACUCGCUCUCUGCCUGGUGAGCAAAGAGAAACGGUGCUGCAGGCCUACAUCGGCAAUGACCUGCUGGGACGCUACAGUACGCAGCAGAAAACUGUACUUCUUUUAUUGAGAUCACCAAACGAGAUUGUCCGUCAGUACAUGGCUCGACUCAUCAACGCAUUCGCUUCCCUUGUAGAGGGGCGCAUUUACCUCUCCCACAUCCCCGUUCUACUGAAAAUUCUGAUGGAAACCCUGAGGAAGGAGGAAAAAGAUUCCCUAACUUGGGAAAAUGUGCUGGUGUGCCUUCAAAAACUUAGCCUCAGACGAAGCCAGCAGACAAUCAUGAUAGCAGAUGAUCUGAUUGGCUGGCUUACAGAUGAGCUGCAGGACUCAGACUGCCUCAGCGACUACACCCUGGUCUACUCUGCAGCCCUGCUGAUGAACUUGUGUCUGCGAACAAAAGGAAAAAAGAAGUGUGCAGAGAACGCAAAACUUGUGCUAAAAGUUCUGACAGAUCUCCUCGGACAUGAGAACCACGAGAUUCGACCAUAUGUAAACGGAGCCCUGUACAGCAUCUUAUCUAUUCCCUCUGUGCGACAGGAAGCCAAAGAGAUGAGCGUUGAAGAGAUUCUUCAUUGCUACAACAAAGAGAAGAACCAAGACUUUAACAGGCAAAUAGAGUUCAUCAUUAAACAGCUGAACUCAGCUGAGGAAGAGGGGCCGGAGUCAGACGACGAAGAUGAAGAGGAUGACAAAGACGAAGAUUUACUGGAGACAGAUCUUUACAGGGAGGAACUCCUUCAACCAGAGCACGGAGAACUGUCUGGAGAGAGUUUGUUGACCACAGAGUACCUGGGAAUUAUGACUAACAUGGCAAAAGCAAAAAGGAGAUCAACGCCUUUACCGCAGUCUAAUGGCGAUGGGCCUCUUCAGCGCCCUGUGACACCAAGUUCUCACCGUGAUCUAACCACAGGUGACUUUCGAGCCAUCAAUCAAGGACCUGAACUUAUCCAGGAAGUUCCCCAGAAGAGCGUGGAGAGGAGCUUUCCUCUAUCCCAAUACAAUUCACGGCCUCCAACUCGCUCUGGCAGUCGCCCAAGCACUGACAGCUCCUUACGUCACAGCAUUGAUUCAGAAAGUGGCCAAUUCUUCCAAGCUGCAGAGGGAGAUGGGAGUCAUGAACACCGAGUCGUGAAAGAAUAUUCCCAUGCAGAACACAAUGGACACGGAAGUGGUGGUUACACGACUGCAUUCACAAGCAAGCCCAAAAUUCCACGUACACCUGACACCCUGAUCAGCCCGAGCAGUGCUCAGCAUGAUCGGCGUCUGGCCCUGCAACCCAAGUUUUCACAAUCAGGACCCCAGCAGAGCAACAGACCCAGCUCUGCCAGUUUUGCAGGUAGAGGGGGAAAUUAAGACAGGAGAUGAAGAGGGAGCUGUCACCAUGGGGUUGCACUAUCUCCCCAGGAUCACCGGGCUUCCUGUAACAUCAUCCCCCAGGUUAUGAUCGGGGUCAAGGCUGCAGAUUGUUAAUGAUCAGCAGUGGCAGCAAGAGGAGGACGAGGACUGGGUUGAACAAUGUGUAGGAUUGUGGGUCUGCAUUUUUCCCUCUUUGGCCUCAACACGGUCUACUUUGUAACAUAAUAGGAAGGCAGGUAAUAAUCACCUCCCCCAGUCAGGCAGACUUGUGCACCUCGAAGCAUUUGCAUUUUCCCAUAAGGUGGAACAGGAAACACUUACAUUUUACAAAAUGUAUGUCCAACAGAAUAAAAGUUGUGUUACAACUAAACUGAAGGAAAAUUAUAUAAUUUAUUGCCAUGUAAGAGAAGUUUGCCUUGAUGAAGCUCUUCGUGUUUUCUUAAGCUUGCAUAAAAUAUGUGCACAGAUCUGCUUCUCUUUGUAACUACAUUUGAACUCAGCCAGUAUGAGUUUAAAAGGUAAAUAUGGUUUAAUGUAAACAUAUGGCGUUAUUUAUUGUACAGUUUAGAUUAACUUACAUUUUGACAAAAACCAGUCACAUUUCUAUCAUUACCCUCCAAAAAAAAGUGUUAUAUUUUCAUUUGUAUUGUUUUAUGUGGGAAAUGUCUGUUUGUGAUGAUAAACAAUUAUACCAGUUCUAAAAUAAUGCUUUAUUUACCUGACACAGCUUAUAUGAGAGGUAGUUGAUAAAAAGAUGUUCUGGUCAGAUAAGAGAUUUUAAAUAGUUUCACCACGAAAGGAAAAAGAAGGAGAUAUUGUUAAUUUAACUUUUUGUACUGUUCAGUUGCACAGUUUCCUGAUGUGGUGAUUUGCAUUUUUUGUUGUGCUGUGUUUUUAUUGUCGUUCAUUUUUAAAUGUAACAUUUUGAUAUAUGACGCGUUUCGAGUGUCUUUUAAAUAAAUGUGUGAUAUUUGCUGUA